CGGAGCGUGGCGGUGCUGGGUAAAUAUCAAAGACUGUGUCUGGAUUGCCUUGUAACUAGGUGAACUGAAUAACACUCUUUGGCAAUUCAGAGAUAGUCAAGAGUACCAGGACAAUAAAGAAGAGCAGGAAACAUGGACACCAGGCAAUAUCUGAGAUUGGAGAAGACUCCCAAGAGUGAUGAAACCAAAGAAGGCAAAAAAAACAGGUGCAAAACAGAAAAGGCAAAAAGCUCUGGGCCUAAAAGUAAUCUGGAUGUGAUUAAAAAAAUGGAGGAGCUAGAAAAGAAGGAUGAAGAGGAAGAAAAAUCUGAAGAUGAGAAAGACAAAACAAAAGACAAAGAAGGUGAAGAUAAUGAAGAAGCAGAAGAGGAAUAUGAUGAACAAGAGCAUGAAGAGAUGGAGAUGCCUUUGGUGCUGUCAGUGAUGGCAAUAUGAUUAAAGCAACGCAGUAGCUGUUGUUUCUACCUGUU
Messenger RNA from Poecile atricapillus (Black-capped chickadee), 470 nucleotides. It is a transcript of the gene POLR3G, whose product is annotated as RNA polymerase III subunit G. The record is from RefSeq and is a predicted model, not a curated record. The coding region runs from base 133 to 435 and encodes 100 amino acids. The transcript has 6 exons. NCBI's taxonomy places the organism in Eukaryota, Metazoa, Chordata, Aves, Passeriformes, Paridae.